CAGAAGAACGAGCAUUACAUGAACCACAACUAUAUCAAUAUACUCUCCAUGCAAGAUGUUAUCAAAUGUGGUCGUAUUGGGUAAAUAUUUUGGACGCUGUUUGGCAAAGUGCAGUCAUCUUUUUCAUGGCUUAUCUUUCUUAUCAAAAUGAAUCUUUUAAUAAUGUAUCAUCGUUUGGUUUUUCGAUUAUAUUCAGUAUGAUUGUAACAUCUUUGAUACAUGUUGUUUUACAAACAUCUCGAAUUGAUUGGUCAUUGAUAAGUUCGACAGCAUUUAGUUUUCUUGUAUUUCUUGGUUUUACAUUGGUAUUCGAUGAUGUCUGUGUUGUAUGUAUUCCAGGUGAAAGUCCAUAUCAAGUAUCAUAUCAAGCACUUCGACAAGGUCGAUUUUGGUUUACAAAUUUAUUGACAAUUGUUACAGCAAUGCUACCUCGAUUUACUGUUAAAUGUAUUUAUAAUAUGAUGCGAAAUCCAUUAAAUUAA
Molecule: messenger RNA, 482 nt
Organism: Adineta steineri
Lineage: Eukaryota; Metazoa; Rotifera; Eurotatoria; Adinetida; Adinetidae
Source: the annotation of a GenBank genome assembly